CCCUGCCCUGCCGCGCUGAGGGGAGCCGGGUUGACGGAAAACCCAGCGAAGGGCCCGGGAAGGUACAAAAGAGAGACUUCUUGGGCUGGGAACAGCGGCCAAGCAAAGGUCCUUCGGGCAGCAGAGGCUCGGAUGCCUCCGACCUCCUCCUUGGGCGUUUGCGAAGGAGGAUUUCCCCAGCCACCCCGCCGCCACCUCUUGGGAAGCCUUCCCGACGAGGAGAAGCGACGCACGCCUUUCUCGGGACGCUUCGGAGCCCCUUCCCCGCUCCAUCCCUCCCUCCCGGGCGACCAUGAGCUCUCCCUGCGCCCCGCUGGCUUCGCUCCUCUGCCUGGCCGGGACGCUGCUGGCUCGGCUGGCCGAUGCCAAGGGCACCUAUUACCGGCCCCCGGCGCCCGUCGCGUAUGGCAACCGCUACAGCCUCUAUACCUCGGGAUCCAGCCCGCAACUCACGCCGGGGAAGCCGCUGGGCAAGCACAAGAGCUACUGUGCAUAUGUGGUGCAUAGGAAUGUGACAUGCACCCUUCAGGAUGGAGUAGAGAGCUAUGUGAAAGCUGAAUAUCACAAGUGCAGCUGGGGACCCAAGUGUCCUGGAAAAGUCCUGUAUCGUACAUUCUUCAGACCCACGUACAAGAUUGGCUACAAGACAGUGACUGAAAUAGCAUGGAGGUGCUGUCCAGGCCUCCUGGGAGAAGGAUGCCAUGACAGUCCCACUGACCAGCCAGGGCUUCUGCCACAGCAUCCCAGUCCCAAAUUGCCUCCCACUCAUAAGAUGUUCCCAGCUGCUCGAGUUCCUCCUCCUCAUCCCAAAAUCCACGCAGAGCCCUUUCCAGGACCAAAGAAGAACCACUAUGGACGCAAAAUGCCUACUUUGUUUGGCGACAGACUGGACCGGUUAGAGGAGGAUGUCAGGCGUCUCUCACAGUCCUAUGACAGUCUGCAUAACAUGGUUAGUGGCCUGGGAGACCAUUUGCGGCUUGCCAUCCAGGAGGACACCAGUAAGAUGAUUGGAUCCCUGAUGAAUAGCCCUAGUGUACCCGAUUCAACUAUGGGAUUUGGAGUAAUUCCUGAUGGGAUUGUGGAUGCAGCAGACAAAGCUGAACUUUCUCCUUAUCCACCCGUGGGUGAGAUCUUAAGCAAAGUGACUGAAGUGAGUGAUACACUGAAGACCAAGACUGACCUGCUGGAAGAGGUGCAUGGCAUAGUCCUGGACCAUGAUGGACAAAUCAAACAUCUCUUGGAAUCAGCCCGACCUUCACCCCUUACUUCCAUUGACAUGCUAGAAGAAUAUGUGGACAGCAGGCUUAACAACCUACGAGUGGAGCUCCUGGAUGGCUUUGAGAAGAAACUAGUGAACAUCCAGAGCACAUGUGAUUUCCGGAUCAAGGAAGUCCAGCUGCAGUGUGAGGAAGAUAAAGCUGCCAAUCUCCGUCUUCAGCAGACAUUGGAUGGCAAAGAACUAGAGAUUAAAAAAGAGAUCUCUCAGCUGGAAACUCAGAUCCAAGGACUGACAGUUGUGGAAAGCUGCUGUAGCAAUUUGAACUACCUCACUAAACGGAUGGAUAUCUUGGAGAAAGGUCUGCACAGCAUCUCUGAGUCUCAGAAGAACCUACACUCCCGGAUGGACAAUGAUCUGUCCACUGUAACCUUGGGGAACCUCUUUGAAGGACGUUUUGAGGACCUUGAAACCAGGCUGAAUAUCACUGAAAGGGAAACAGGAAGUUGUUGUUCCACUAUGGAGGACAGCAUGAGAGGUCUCCUGGGGUCAGAGCUGGAUGGCACAAGAAUUUUAUUUGAAGACAAAAUGAGAGUAUUGGAGGAGAGAUUCAUUAACAUGGUUGGAGAUAUGAAUAAUGUCAGUUCCACAACUGGAAUAGAUGGAGCUGUACUGCCUCUCUUGGAGGGUGAACUUGCAACAAUAAAAAAAGAAACAGAUGAGAAAAUGGAAGUAAUACAGAGCCAACUGACCGCCUUGGAGAGUACAUGCUUGCUAGGAUGUGCAUCCACUUCCAAAGAUGUAGAGAUUUUUCGUACAGAGAUUGAAGACUGCCAAAGUAAGAACCAGGAUUUACAGCUCAGGAUGGACAGUAAUUCUGACCUGCUGCAGAAACUCAAUGCUACCAUCCUGGAGAUUCAGAGACGGAUUGAGAUGGAAGCUACAGGAUCCUUGCAAGGUGAGAUCACCCUUCUGAAAAUCAACCUGAACACCAUGAGUAAAUCUCUAACUGGGCUGAAGGAUUCUGUUUCCCAAUAUUCUGACACAGUGCUGCAUGUCAACUCAUCUGUGGACGAACGUGAGCGGAAGAUAGAAGAUGAGGUGCACUCCAUUCAAGAGAAGAUCAGUGACCAAGGGUCCCAGCUUCUGUUCAGUAACAAGCGAGUCCUCAACCUAAAAGGAGACCUUGAAAGACUCAAGUCCAGAAUCAUCAGUGACUUGAGCAACUGCAGGAGUGCGGCUCACAGUUUACAGAAGGAAGUGCUUCAGUUUGAUGACCGUGUGGCUCAAGUGGAGGACAUGUGUGGCAGACUAAGUACUGUAACUGGAAGCCUGGACCACAUCAAAAAUGAGCUGGAAAAUAAUGCAGGAAGUAUGUGGGGCUACAUGGACCAUAUAAAUGAAACCUUAAUUGCCCACUCUCAGGACUUAACUGAGCUCAAGGACAAUUUGUUGGAUUGCCAGGCUAAAGUUACAGAAUUAGCUGAAGAUGUAAGUCUCUUAGAAAGCAAGCUACAAGUCAACCAGCACUAGCUAUAGCAAACCUGAAGUGCAAAUAACUUAUAUCAUACAGACUCCAACUGAAGAUGCUAGGAUUUUGUUUGAGUUUUCUUUUUGGAAGGGCGGGGGAAAGUCACUAAAUGUUAAAAGCUGCUAUAAUCCUUCUCUCAUUUUUUUUUCUAUGAAUGACAUUUUUCACUACAGCUUAAGCUGUACAUUUGCCAUUACUGUAAUCUCUGUGGACAUUUAGCAGCUGUACUUAUGUAGCAAAGUGCCUUCCCAGAGAUGGGGUCAUAUUUGGGUUACAUUUCCAAUAUAUGGUUCAGUUCAGGAAGAAACUGGAGACAGGCAUGUCUAAUGGAGUAUUCACUUUGGGAAUAAUUAAAAAUCUGCUAUUUAAGAGCUAAGACAGAAGAAAAAGAUCCAGUUCCUGCCAAAUAUAUCCAAAUAUGGACAUAAAGGUCUGCUCUAGAGACCAUCCAAAGCAAUAUUAUCACCUUGGAAGAAACUCUCUUUUGUUUUGAAAAGUGUACAAAAUUGGGACUGGAAUUUUUCAUGGCAUGGAGUUUUACAAAGAUAAUAGAACAUUUGUGCAGGUGCCGACAGGUAUUGUAUGGCUCCAAUAAGAUAAUACAGCACAACUCAGCACAGAACAAUAUUUCUCAUUGCACUCUGCUGCAAAGUUUCAACCACCUGGCAUUCCCAAUCGUUGUGUGUAGUCUGCUGUUCAUAUGACUGAAGUGAGAAGGAUAAUUCUGGAUCCAACAGCUUCUUAGAUGGUUUACUUCAACCCUAGAGAUUGGAGGAAGAGAGUGCAUGCACUUCUAACCCCAUUCUAACCUUAGCAACAUUCCACUAUUGCUUCCUGCCCUUGUAGGAAAGGAGGAAAGUGAUUUCCAGUUCUUUUUUAAAAAACAAAAAUUGAGAACUAUAUGUUUCAAAGUGGAAUUGUUUUUAGGGUCACUCUUGAAUAACUAAAGUGUUCAUAUUUAUUUGGGGUUUAUUUAGAUUUAUGUAUGCUCUUCCCCAUAUUGGGAUGAUUCACAAGGCAGCUAACAAAACAUAGGUCAGAUCUUGCAAGUGUUCCUUUUGGUGGUGGUGGUGGGGCGGCAAUAACUUCUAGUAUACCACAGCGGGUAUGUCAUAAAAAGAACUUCCACAAGCUCUGAAAUAGACUGUACUCAAGAGCCAGUAUAGUGUAGUGGUUUGAACAUUGGACUAUGAUUCUGGAGAUGAGGGAUCAAAUCCCUGCUUGGCCACUGAAACCCACUUGGUGACCUUGGGCAAGUCACAGCCUCAGCCUCAGAGAAAGAAAAAGCAAUGCCCCUCUAACCAAUCUUGCCAAGAAAAAAUAGGUGAUAAGUGAUAGGUUUGCCUUGGGAUUGUUGUAAGUCAGAAAUGACUUUCGACCUCAUCACAUUUUCUUUGGGAAACAUCCUAGGAUGCUUCCACAAUGCUUCCUCAAUGGAGCCCAAUGAAGCCCAUCAUACGACACAAGGCUACUUCUGACAGAGCUCCAUACAGGAAGCAUCCUGGCAGCAUUCUAGGAUGCUGCCCAGAGAACACUGGAGGCUUCCCAUGUUCUUAUUAGAUAGAACGGAGACAGAGUAGCGGGGGAACCGGGUGGAAUCACUUUCCCCCAUGUGAUGGGGAAAGCAGCACAGGGAGUGAUGUGGGUGCGGGGCAAUGGUUUCCCCCACUACCCCAUGGAUUUGCCAUACUGCCUGGUGAAUUUUCUACGGAAUUGCCAGGUUGCCUGUGAUGAAGUAUGACGACAACAAAGUACAAUACACAAAAUGUCAUGUUCACACAUAAGUAUUAAAGGAAAAUGCAUAUAAAACUUUAUAUGUUAUUGGCAAAAAUUCCAAAAAAGCCAAGGUGUAUUGUGCUAUUUUUUAAUUCAUUAUGUCACAUGUUAGUAUUAGCUGUUACUUUUGUAACACAAUACUCAUUGCUUCAUAAGUAAGGUGAAAUCUGUUAAAUGUACUUUAAAAAACAGGAAAAAAGGCUUUUGGGGACAUCACUGAUGGGGACAUUAUUCUAGAUCUAAGAUUCUCUGAUUCAAUGAAUUGAGGGGACAUGAUAACCAUGUAUAAAUAUGUGAGGGGAAGUCAUAGGGAGGAGGGAGCAAGCUUGUUUUCUGCUGCCCUGCAGACUAGGACAUGGAACAAUAGCUUUCAACUACAGGAAAGGAGAUUCCAUCUGAACAUUAGGAAGAACUUCCUGAGAGAGCUGUUUGGCAGUAGAACUCUCUGCCCUGGACUGUGGUGGAAGCUCAUUCUUUGGAGGCUUUUAAGCAGAGCCUGAUUGGCCAUCUGUUGGGGGUGCUUUUAAUGCGAUCUCCUGCUUCUUGACAGAGGGUUGGACUGGAUGGCCCAUGAGGUCUCUUCCAACUCUAUGAUUCUAUGAGGGUUUUGGUGAGGCAUUAGAGCAAUUUGCCUGAGAAUUCUAAAUGCUGUUGCUAUUGUGUACCUGCAAGUUGUUUCCAGCUCUGCUGAUCCUAAGGAAAAUCUAUCACACGGUUUUCUGGCACUAAGAGUAUGUGGGUUACCCAAGGUCACCAAGUGGGUUUUCAUGGCUGAGCAGAGAUCUAAAUCCUGCUCUCCAGAGUUAUGGUACAUUGUUCAAACCACUUCACUAUGCUGGCUAAAUAUACCUCCCUAAACAGUAAAUCCCAGGAUUCCAUAGGAUAGCUAAAAUGAAGUCAUGGUGCUAUAUUUAUUUGGUGGGAAUGGGCUCUAGGACUAAUACUGUUUGCUAAAGAGUGCCCUGGAGUAGUAGCUAUUAGUGGCUUCCAUAUCAGUGGACCAAUAAAUCCAUUCUAGAUUUUUAUGUGAUGUUUCAAGUAGCUAUCCAAGGUUCUGAACCUAUUACAGUGAUAGAUUUCAACAUUUUGAGUACUUCCUUAAAGUCUGGACAAGAAGUAGGCUAAGAGGAUUCACCACUCCACUGACAUGGAAGCUACCAGUUGCCAUUGCCAUGCUAGAACAGACUCAGCUCAACACACACUGAACUCAAUAGAAGUAUUCUCAUAUAUACUGAAAGAAUCCUUCCUUAUUCUUUUCUUUGACUGGUGCCUUCCCUGCUUCCCACUCUUUCUGCUGAUGCAUUACAUCCCCCAUGUGAAAACAACAUUGAAUUGUUGGAUGUGGCAGCUGUUCUUCUAGAGUGUAAAGAAAUGCUCCAGUUGUAUAGUGAACCCAGCGCCUAAAUCACUGUUCAUGUACAGGUUGAGCAUCCUUCAUCUGAAAUGUUGGGACCAGAAAUGGAGAUGGGCUCAAGUGUAAACACAAAAUUCAUGUUAUGUUUCAUGUACAUCUUCUGCACAUAGCCUGAAAGUAAUUUAAUACAAUAUUUUUAAUAAUUUUGUGCACAAAACGUGUAUAUAUAGAACCAUCGGAAAGCAAACUAUUUUAUACAUUCAUGUGGACAAUUCUAGAGUAUCUCAGAUUUUGGAAUUCUUGAUCAAGGAUCAUCAACUUAUAAACAAAAAAUCAUUACUUCAGGCAAAGUGAAUUGGUCUCCAUUUGAAAGCCGUAAGAAAUAAACCAGUCUUAGCAGGAUUUAGUAGAACCUACAAAUGGGACAAUGUUCCUUCUUUUUGGUCUGAACUUUGCAAAAUUCACAUUUUUCUAUUAUAAAUGUGCUGGGAAGUACUCAAAAUUAUUAAAAGAUGAAAGAAAAAGUA
Molecule: messenger RNA, 6404 nt
Organism: Anolis carolinensis (green anole)
Lineage: Eukaryota; Metazoa; Chordata; Lepidosauria; Squamata; Anolidae
Gene: emilin3
Product: elastin microfibril interfacer 3
Exons: 4
Coding region: 293-2749 (818 amino acids)
Cellular component (GO): extracellular matrix
Molecular function (GO): protein binding
Source: RefSeq, a predicted model, not a curated record